Molecule: messenger RNA, 1220 nt
Organism: Siniperca chuatsi (mandarin fish)
Lineage: Eukaryota; Metazoa; Chordata; Actinopteri; Centrarchiformes; Sinipercidae
Exons: 3
Coding region: 418-1137 (239 amino acids)
Biological process (GO): monoatomic cation transport; pore complex assembly; cytolysis in another organism
Cellular component (GO): pore complex
Molecular function (GO): channel activity
Source: RefSeq, a predicted model, not a curated record
ACACAGUUUCCUCUGGCUGCAGGACUGAGGGAGUCGGACGACAUUUUGUGUGAAGAAACCUGUUUGAGCUGUUGACACAUAUUUUAGCCGACUUUUGAAAAAGCAGCAGCUUUUGGGUGAAUAAUUAAAUAAAAACCUCAACACACGAUGAAUCAUUCACACAGACUCAAGGCAGCUUUAUUGAAAAAGCCCCAAAUCACUUAUUUGACCCUUGAUUCAAAGUAAGGAAAAACUCCCCAAACAAACCUUUGACCAGGAAGCAAGAAAGAAACCUUGUGGGGAGUUCCACACUUCAGCAUCGUUUCAAUCUGUCGACUAUAAAAGAGAGACGGGAGCGACGGCAGCAGCUUCCUUCUGUCUCAGCGGCUCACUGAAGACCAUCAGCUCCAUCUGGCUCCACAGCAGGUUGAAGACAUCAUGACCCAUCGCCAGUGCACCAUUGAGCUUGAGAAUAAGUGCUCUGCGUACACCCUGUGUAACCCGAGCUGGUCCAUUGUCAGUGGAUCCUGUGCGAAGGCUUUGCCGCCAACACUCGGUCCCUCUGAAUCUGGCAGCUCUCUGUUCAUCAAGACUCCUCACAGAGCACGUGGAUCUGUUGGAGUCCUCACUUACGAUCUGCAGAUUGAAUCCACAGAGGAAUGUGAUGGAAAAAUGGCCGUCAUGUUCUCCGUUCCUUAUGACUUCAACUUGUACUCUAACUGGUACGCAGUGGGACUCUUUGACGAGAAUAAAGUGUGUGAUUACAGCCUUUAUGAAGAGAUGUAUUACAACACAGAGAACGGGUUUGUCAGAGGUCAAGCUAAAGAUGGCGGUCUGACUUACAAAGGCGAAGCUGUUACCAUCAGAGCCACCAUGUCAGACAGUUGCACACCUGUCAUCAACAUACAGGCAGUGUUGAGUGAGCGACUUGGAAAGUGUAGUGAGCUAAGCUACCAGUCCAAAAGCCGCUACGGAAGUGCUGUUGUCGGCUACAAAUACUCCCGUAUAGACGGUGGCGUCACCUCCUCAAAAGUUUUAUUUCAGACCACAGCAGAAAGGUUUAAUCCCCGUUGGCCCACAAAGACAGAAAGUCUUACUUUAAUUUCAUCAUGUCACUCUUCAUUCUCUACAUUAGUUGAUCUUUAUAUAUCUCUAUAAGCCGCUGUUUGCACCGUCUGGUGCUCAACUGCAUUUCCUUGUACUGACUGUGUGUAAUGACAAUAAAGUUGAAUCUAAUCUAA